Messenger RNA from Coccinella septempunctata (seven-spotted ladybird), 1330 nucleotides. RefSeq lists its product as uncharacterized. Lineage: Eukaryota; Metazoa; Arthropoda; Insecta; Coleoptera; Coccinellidae. The record is from RefSeq and is a predicted model, not a curated record. The coding region runs from base 2 to 1024 and encodes 340 amino acids. The transcript is spliced from 2 exons.
CAUGUCCUACUUCGAGAAAAUGCUAAUUUUUAUAGUGAACAAUCCUUUCAAAGAUAAAAUCCUUUUUUGGUUUAGAUAUGUGGAUGACAUCCUUAUAGCAUGGAUUGGUAGCGAAGAGGAACUGAGAGAGUUCCACAAUUGGUUGAACGGACUCCAUUUGAACAUAAACUUCACGCUGGAGCUGGAAUCGGAUCGUGAAAUAAACUUCCUGGACCUCACAAUCAGGAGACAACAAAACAAGUUGACGUUCAGUAUAUAUAGAAAACCCACGCAAACUUCCACCAAAAUUAGUAAAACAUCAUGUCAUUAUAUGGGUCAUAAGAUGGCAGUCUUUAACUCUAAUAUCAAUAGGCUACUUAAUAUUCCUCUAAGCCAGGAAGCUUAUAUUGAGGAGGUGAACACUUUAAAAUAUCUGGCGGUAGAGAACGGAUAUUCCUCGGAUAUCAUUGAUCGACUUAUUGAUAAGGCAAGGAGAAGACGGACCACAGAAGAACCGAACUCAAGAACUCCGGGAACUGAUGAUAAUUCAAAUCAGAAGUUCUGUUGCAUUCCGUUCUACGGUGGUAUCUCAUAUAAAAUUGCCAACGUAGUAAAGCAGGUAGAGGACACUAGAGUGGCUUUCAAAUCCCAGAAUACCCUACACCAAUCCCUCAUCAGGAACAAGAGCCCAAUCGACAUGUUGGACAAGCCGGGCGUUUAUAGAUUGGAAUGUGGUGAACCAGGUUGUAAUGUCGUUUAUGUGGGGAGAAGCGGCAGAUCCAUUAGAACAAGGACCAAAGAACAUCUGGCUAGUGCAAAUAACCCAAAUAAUGACAAAUCAAUUUUUGGUUGUCAUUUAAGAGAAGAAAAACACAAGUUUGAUUUAGAGGAGAACACCCAUCUAAUUCAUCACUGCGAAUUCAACCACAGACAAGAAAUUCUAGAAGAAGUGGAAAUUUACAAACACCUCAAGAGUACAGAAUACAAAGCGUUAAAUUCGAUGUUGACGAACAACAUAAAGGACACUUAUAAACUCUUAUAUUGAUUCUCUCUGCCGACGCCACUGUUCUCGCUUAAGAGAAGAAGAGCAGGAACCUGUCUGCGCGAAUGUAGUUUUUCGUCUUCCGUUUGUGUUUUGUUUAUCUGUCAUAUCUUUCAUUUUAUAUGCUCACUUGAUCUAGAUCCGAUUUUAUGUGUACUUUUUGGCUUUUACCUUUUGACUGAUAUGUUUUUUACCGUAUGACUUUGGAACCUAAAAUCAGUCCCUUGGUUUGAUAAUGGCGAUUAGCCGAAACAUGUCACCGGAUGAUUAAAUAAAUGGUUCCACAAACAGAAGUGCUUAAAAGACUUU